UAGUGAAGUUGCCCUUGCGUUAGGCAGUGCAGUAGUUUCCCACAAUGCACAAAUUCAGUCAGGGUAUGGCGGCCAUGUUAGAACUUCUGGAGUUAGUUGCGAAACCUUAACCAACAAUAUUGCAUGGUGAAAAUGAAUACAGCACCACGAUGAUUUGCUAGGUGUUUUGUCAGACUCCACAAAGGAUCUAGAGGACUUAAACACAAUGGCGAGUCUCUCCGCUGUCUUCUCUGAGGCGGAAAGGACAAACUGGCUGAAGGCGUGGAUGGCAGUUGACAUUGCAAAGUCUGGUUUAGAACAGUUUGUGAACAAAGAGGCUAACACUUUACACACCAAUAUAUACAACACUAUCAGGCCAAGUAGUCAUGGCGCAGCCGCAUGUAUAGGCUGUCACACUGCAAACUUGCUUAAAUGCCCGACACAAGGCGUAUGCAAAAGAAGUGCAAAUGGCAACUGCACAUCAAUGCAUGAUAAUGCGGCAAAACAACAACGACCAUGUCCAGCAAAUGUGUGCACUAAGGUCCGUGACGAGAUUGUUAAGCAACAUGCAUAUAAAAAACCGUCAUGGAAGAAUACAUCGGCGCAACAAUGGGCAAAACAUCCAUGGGAAAUUGCCAAGGCCUAUUUCCCUCCAGACGGAUACGUUGGAAAAACUUCAGUUCAAGAUACAGACUUCAACGGAAUCAUCAGUUUUAUGAUGAAUUGCGAACAAAUUCACAACAAAUUUUCAUUCACAAUAGCAAUAGGAAAAAAUAGCCCCCCUUGUUUACUGACAAAGGCGCGAGAUAUUGGAAGAACUGUCCGUCAUUCGCCUCAGUGUAAAGUCACUGAUCUAGAUCUCCAGGAAAUUUUCACAACACUGACAAGCCUGCUGAGUGACCAAACGUAUCUAGCACAUGACGUCACUGCACAGGAGGCUGUACGGAAAUUAGCAGAGCUGGAAAAGGAUACAUUGAAGAUAACCACGGAGGAAAUGAUUCAUCUCCUAGAGGCUGCUCAAGAUACACUUAAGAAAGUUGAACACAUUGCCGAUAAAGCUCUGGAUGAGAUGAAGAUGCACCUUGAACAAUGUAAGAAGGAUCUCAAUGCACAUACGGACAGAUGUAAACAGAAACUUGAUGAGCACACUGCAAAAUGUACAAAUGCUAUAGAUGAACAUGUGAGCAAGACGGUGGACUCGACCUAUGAGCAAUCGUGUAAAGAACUGAUCGAAGGAAUGAAAAAACUGUACAACGACAAAUUAUAUUACGUGACAGUAUCUCCAUUUGAUGACUCCAGCGGUGAAAAAUUACGAGAUGUUUAUAUGCCGCCAAAGAUUUUGGAAAUGUGUAAGGAAAUAAAGACGUUUAAGAAAACAGAAAAACAAGUUAAUACGUACAAGGGUGUGUUUUUAACAGAUAACACAGUUAACCCACGCAUAUUUAUUCAAGGUGAGGCAGGGUCUGGCAAAACAACAUUCUUAGCAAAAUUGGCGCUGGACUGGUGUGAAGGAGUUCAUGGUUCUAGUGCAUCGGAUAACAGCAAAAUUAUCUUUGCUGAUUUUGACGCACUGCAACGCUAUGAGUACGUUUUUCAUAUUACAUUGAGAAAUUCAAAAAACCAAUGUGACGUAUAUACUAUGAUUAAAGAACAAAUAAUAGACCGGAUCUACUCCGCAAAAGACCGCGAAAAAGCGUACGAACUAGUGAGUGAGAUCAUGAAACAUCAACGUUGCUUGGUACUACUUGAUGGUCUAGAUGAGUGGACAGGACCUGAAGAUCUACCGACAUUGGUAGUAGUUCACAACAAAUGUGUGAUGUUAAUUACAACACGGCCUUGGAAAUUGGCUGAAGGUAAAGUUAAGCAUUCGGACAUCCAUGCAUUGUUGCAACUGGAAGGAAUAAACAAGCCUUUUGAGCUAAGUAAAAUUAUACUAAGCCGCUUAGUAGAUAAGGAAGAACUUGAAAUAAAAUACACAGCAUUUACUCUAUACGUAAAGAAACAGAAGCUCGAAGAGUUACUGUCGUCACCAAUGAUGCUCUCUGCAAUUGUAUGUGCAUAUGCAGACGGAAUAGAACUCAAAGGCUCAAAGUGUGAAGUAUACAUCCUUUUAGUGGAAAGUCUUUUUAAGAAAGCCAACAGUUGCACGCGUACAUUUCAACAGCCCCCCUUUUCGUUCUUCAAACGGACUGAAUACAUACAGCCAAAUUUGGAACCCCUGAAUCGUCUUGCUGAAAUGGCCUUUCAUUUGUUGUUUGUAAAUGACAAGGGAAAUUCAAUAAUGUUUCGCAUGACAGAAUUAGAGAAAUUCAAGAUUUAUGAAUACAAGGAUUUUGCAUUAAAAUCCGGAAUUUUAUCAGCGCAACGAACUGCAUCUGCACUGCGAUCAUCGUCAUCAUUUAUGUUUAUCCACUUGAGCAUACAGGAAUUCCUCGCUGCUUACCAAAUCGCCCGCAAUGCGAAUCUUAUUGAUGGUAGUAUUUCUAUCUACCUUAACCGUCAUCCGGAAGCCUAUCUCGACAUAUCACAGGUGUUUAUAUUCCUGUGUGGACUGGAUGUAUCAUGUGCGGAAAAGCUAUCAAGCAUGAUGGAUGAACGCGAUGCUUUGAAUGAAUUCGAUUCAGACUGUCACAAAAUGUUUAAUGAAAUCAUACUUGCAGGGUUGAGAGAAGCUAAUGCAAACGGAUAUUCCGACAUUGCCCUUAAACUCAGUCACUUCUACUUCCAUAACAACAAUAUCAUUGACCUUCAUAAGAUUUGGGAAAAUAACGCGGCUAAUGCCAUUGUGUUGAAAGUUAACCAACGAAUUUCACCUGGAAAUGACGAGUGCGCAUCUCAGAUUACAUUUGACCUUCAUUCGUGCAUGGAGCUGACACAUUUAGAGCUAAGUGGACGUUGCAUAUUGGGAAAAGAUUCUGCCAGUGUGGGUACAUUGGAAUUUCCGGUCUGCAUUAUUCUAAAUAUUGCCGAUCCAACCCAGUGCACAGAGCUUCCCCCUGUACUUCCCUCCAUCGAUUGCAUUCGCUUGACCCAUGUCACAUGUUUGUGUACCUGGCUACGCAGUCUGCUUAGCAUGAUGCUGACACAAAAUUGUAAUAUAAAAUGUGAGCUGAAUGACUGUCACUUAACUGCGUGUGGAGAGGGCGAAGUCAACACAUCAUACACGACUGGAUUAUUAUGUUUAGAUGUAUAUCCAAACAAAAGCAUAUCAAUAAGCCUAACUAAUGAUACCGGUCUGUGGGAGAGUCUGCAUGGUCUGAGUAUUAAGAGUCUGAGUCUGUUUAACGGUUGUAGAGUGAAUCAUGAAAAGUCGUUCUCACAGACGAUAGCAUCGCUCUCAAAGCUGGAAACACUAGAUAUUAGAAUGGUUGAAUUGACUCCUUGUGUGUGGGAGGCUCUCCGUGGUCUGAAUAUCAAGAGUCUGACUCUGAGCAGUAGGGAGUUGGGAGGUUAUCAUGCAAAGUCGUUGACUCAGUCGCUAUCAUCACUCAAGAGGCUGGAAACACUUGAAAUUGGUGUGGAUGAAUUGACUCCUUGUCAAUUCAUGGGAUGCUCUUCAUGUCAAUUCAUGGGAUGCUCAUGGGAUGCUCUUCAUGGUCUGAAUAUCAAGAGUCUGACUCUGAGCAGUAGGGAGUUGGGAGGUUAUCAUGCAAAGUCGUUGACUCAGUCGCUAUCAUCGCUCAAGAGGCUGGAAACACUUAGAAUUGGUGUGACUGAAGACAGUCCUGGUCUGUGGAAGGCUCUCCAUGGUCUGAAUAUCAAGAGUCUGAGUCUGAAUGGUAAGAAGCGUGUGACAUGGACGGGGGAUGGAUUGAGGAUAAAUCAUUCCGAGUCGUUGUCUCAGUCGCUAUCAUCGCUCAUGAGGCUGCAAAUACUUGAUAUUCAUGUGGCUGAAGAUAUUACUGGUCUUUGGGAGGCUUUCUAUGGCCUUAAUAUCAAGAAGCUGCGUGUGUUUUGUACGUGUAGAGUAAAGUAUAAAGAGUCGUUGUCUCAUUUGCUACCAUCGCUUAUACGGCUGGAAACACUUAGUAUUGGUGCGCGUAAAUACGCAUGUCCUGGUUUGUGGGAGGCUCUCAAAGGUUCGAGUGUCAAGAGUCUGACUAUUAAAGGUGAGAACAGAGGUUUUGAAUUAAAUCAUACAGACUUGUUGUCUCAGUCACUAUCAUCACUCACACAGCUUGAAACACUCGGUAUGGAGGUAUGGGAGCACAGUACUGGUCUGUGGGAGGCUAUCCAUACUUUGAAUAUCAAGACUCUGAGUCUGACUCUAUAUGGGAUUGAGUGGACCGAUUUGCGUACAGAGUCGUUGUCUAAGUCACUUUCAUCUCUCACACGUCUAGAAACUCUUAAUGUUAGUGUGUAUGCAGACAGUAGUUGUCCUUGGAAGGCUCUCCAUGGUCUGAAUAUCAAGAGUCUGAGACUGAGUCUGUUUCAUAAUGGUAACUGUAAAGAUGUGCAAGCAGAGUCGUUGUAUCAGUCAUUAGCAUCGCUCACACAGCUAGAAACGCUUAGUAUUACGUUACAUCCAGACAGCCGUGGUCUAUGGAGAGGUAUCCAUUGUCUGAAUAUAAAGAGACUGAGCCUGAAGAGUAAGGAGUGGGGAGGUUUGCAUAAAGAGUUGAUGUCCUUGUCACUAUCAUCGCUCACACUGCUGGACACUCUUUGUAUUGAGAUGGAGUGUGAUAAUCCAGGUCUGUGGGAGGCUGUACAUGGUCUGAAUAUCAAGAAUCUAUUCCUGAGUGGUUUGUGGAAACGUACUGGAAUUGACGUGACCCAUACAGUGUCGUUGUCAAAUACACUUUCAUCGCUCACUCAGCUAGAAACACUUAGUAUUGAUGUGGAGCAUGAGAGUCCUGGUCUAUGGGCAGCUCUCCAUGGUCAGAAUAUCAAGAGUUUGAGUCUGAGCGGCGUGCGUAAAUCUUCCGGUAUUGAUGUGAAACGUGCGGAAACGUUUUCUCAGUCGCUAUCAUCACUCACACAGCUGGAAACGUUAACACUACAUGUCCAUACAUACAUCGCACUGCAGGUACCUCAAUCAUUGAAGUAUUUAAAUAUCUACUCUGACACAAUGCUUCCAUCCAAAGUGCGCGAACUUGUGGACUCACUGGCUAUAUAUACUCAUUCAAUUGGGCUUAAGCUAGAAUUUGGUUGUGCUUCUAGUAUUGAUCCCCCAGAACGAAUCCCAGUUCAGGAAUACAUUCCAUUUCAACAGGAACUUGCUGCACGGAAAAAUGUUGCAAUGAAACGAUUCCGAAUAUAUGAAUUGCCUGAUUCUGCCGGUUAUGCCAUGUCUGUACGUGACAUUGGUGAUGUUGAUGACGCUGCUUGCGAUAUCCUUGAAGAUGAUGUUUAUAAAAAAUUUGCUAAAUAUAUCGAUCGUUACAUAAUCAAUCGAAUUUCAAUACUCAUUGAGAUAAGUCCAGGCUCAAUAUCUUGAAUAAGUGUUUGUUUUUGGUGGAUACUAUAUUAAUAUGAACCUUGUUGUAUAUUAAAUUUAUAUUGUAAAAAUUAAAACUGUUUUGACAUGUGGCGUAUAAUACUUUUUUAUGUUGUUUCUCUAUACAUGAAAUUGGGCUAUAACAUAUACUAGCUUAAUGUGUUGUAGACUUUUCGACGAUAGGUGUUACAAGAAAAUAUGGUAGAACAUUAUAUACAUAUGCUCAUCUUAAUUUUAAAAGAUAUUUCGCCGGAGCUUUUCUCUUAUAUGUAGUUAUUAUUAAAAUCAACACAAUUGUGUAAAUACGGCUCCUAAGUCGUUAUACCUUGAGAUUCAAAUCAGUGAACAAAAUAAUGUUUAUUUUUGCGUCCGAGCAAGUGACAAACUACUAAACGAAAUAAAACUGUAGACAGAUAUUACGUUUAUGCUUUGUGUCAAUGUUAUUGUAUAAGUUUAAAUUCAAUGUAUGCCUUUGUUUUAAUGACUUAUACAAUUUGGAACAUGUUGAUACAAUUUUAUUAGUGCGCUUUAUAGCAUGUACAUAUUCACAUAAUUGUCAACGCAUUUGACUUCACCUAUAAAUAUUAAAUAUUUCUUAUUUAAUAAAUAUAUAAUUCAAACUGCUUGAUGUGUUCAAAUGUAUCAUAUAAAUAUGUUUUAUAUGCAUUGUAUGCAUAGUGCCUGUCAUGAUGAUCAUUUAAAAAAAUAAUACCCUUUAAACAUCGAUAGUGAUAGAGCUUUGUUUUCAGAUGUAACAAGAAAAAAAAAAUUAUAUUAUAUA
Dreissena polymorpha is the source of this 6197-nucleotide messenger RNA. RefSeq lists its product as uncharacterized. Lineage: Eukaryota; Metazoa; Mollusca; Bivalvia; Myida; Dreissenidae. The record is from RefSeq and is a predicted model, not a curated record. The transcript has 7 exons. Bases 206 to 5416 code for a protein of 1736 amino acids.